CCUCCCAACCAUGCAUGGGACCACACAGUAUAUAUAAGGGCUGUGGGUCAGUGGCUGCAGGAGAGUGGGAAAAUAAGAGGACAAAAGUGGAGGAUAAGUGAUCUCAUCUAACUCAAACAAGGAAUAACUAAAUAGAAAGAAUAGAAGACGUAGGAAAGAAGAGCUGUGUGUAUAUUUUACAUCUGGGAGCCUCCCAGAGCAGCCACAAGAAGAAACAACUCUCUCCGCCUCCCUCUUCUCUCCCAUUACUCUCCUCCUCUGCCUUACCCAGCACUCUCAGCCAUCCAUGAGUGUGACCAACUCUUCUGCCUAUCGAUCGGAGCGUAGUUUCCACCAGACUUCAUCCUCAUCCUCUUCCUCUUCCUCUGGUAAUCCAUACAUGGAGAAGAGCCGGGGACUGUUCACUGAGGACUUUGGCUCCUUCAUGAGGCCUGGGAGCAACGCCUUGGGGUUUUCCAGUGCAGCUGGAAAUAUCAAGACUCUUGGGGAUUCUUACCAGUUCACAGUUGAUGUCCAAGACUUCUCGCCUGAAGAUGUCAUCGUCACCACAUCCAACAACCAGAUUGAAGUUCGUGCAGAAAAGUUGGCCCAGGAUGGCUCAGUGAUGAACACAUUCACCCACAAGUGCCAACUACCUGAGGAUGUGGACCCCACCUCUGUGACAUCAUCACUGGGAGCAGAGGGGACCCUAACAGUCCGGGCGCGGCGACACCCGGCCAAACAUGAGCACACACAGACCUUCCGCACCGAAAUCAAGAUCUAGAGAGGGACUGACUCUCUCAUCACAAACCACUCAGUUCUUGUGUUUUUUUUAUGCCACUUCCUCUAUUUCCUGUCCUCACCGACACCAUUCUACAUGAAACACUCAGACAGUCGGCACUGUGCUCUAUUAAAGAUGCCACAUCCUCACUUCAUGGCUGAAUGCCUGCUGCUGCUCAUUUAUAUUCUGAGUUGGUUCACCACACACAGCAGUAAUAUGUCACACCUGCACAUAACACAGACUGAGACACAGGGGCUGGUACAUGUAUAGAAUUUGCACAAAGACGCACGCACACACACACACACACACACACACACAUACAAUAGUAAUUAACGGAUCAGUUCACUACUUCACUCCCGUCCUCUUUUCUAAACAAUUUUAAAACAUAAUAUGCACCUGAAAUUGAUGGUUUCUCAUUAAUAAUAAUUUAUUGUAUAUUAUUAUUUGUGUGAAUAAAAUUCUCCGGCUUUGACAAUAAA
Molecule: messenger RNA, 1239 nt
Organism: Thunnus maccoyii (southern bluefin tuna)
Lineage: Eukaryota; Metazoa; Chordata; Actinopteri; Scombriformes; Scombridae
Gene: hspb7
Product: heat shock protein family, member 7 (cardiovascular)
Exons: 3
Coding region: 287-763 (158 amino acids)
Biological process (GO): heart development
Cellular component (GO): nucleus; cytoplasm
Source: RefSeq, a predicted model, not a curated record